AUGACUGCAUCGCCAAUACCAGUAGCAAUCUUCAUCUUGGCAACUUUUGCCAUUCUGAUGAUUAGCAAUAAGCAACAUUCAGACAAACUGCAAACCCAAGUAGAUCUUCUAACACAGCAGAUAGAGCUUCUUAAAGGAAAGCUUGCUGCUGUCAGGGAACCCCAUAUUGCCGGACACUCGCAGCAAUAUGCCAUUCAUCUAGCUGACUACAAAUCUCAGCAUCAUAGACAUGGCCAGUCUACUAACAACCACAGUAUAAGCCUGCCUGCCGAUACAGCUCCGCCAAAGAGUAUCCAGCAAUCAUCUGCACGUACUUCCGAGUAUAUCUCUUGUCCUGACUCGAGUCGGCAUUCUAUUGAUCAUCCUCUAUUAUGCAAUAUGAAUAGUAAUCGAUCGGUCCAGCAGGAGAUAAUCAACCCUUUGGUUCGCUCAAGUAAUACCCAGAUAUCCUCAUCAAUGCUUACUAGUUUUGAGCAUCCACUACUUUCUCUUCAUAUGUCGUCUAUCCAUGCUCCCUCUGAUAUACUCCCAACAUCACCUCGAAUGGUUUUGGAUGAGCUCGGUCCGCCAGAUGGCCAGUAUAUCCCACUUUUUUGUCCGAGCAAAUCUAAUCAGCCUAAUCUGUCGCAAUCUAUAUCGUCUAUGGUUGAUCAAUCUUUGUAUCACAGCACUUCUCAAAGACCAUCAAAUAGCUCUACCCCAAAAGCCUUUACCACUAAAGUGCAAAGCCAUGAUUGUAGAAACAAAGUAUAUGUAGAUCGAACCCUGCCAUCAUCCUCAUCAGCAUCACCUAUUCCUCUAAUUGCAAGUGUAUCUUUUGAGCAAAAGCAGCAGCUUUUGUUGCCACAAGCUGCUAUUGCUGAUCAAGACGAGUUUACACCGGAACUGUAUACUGACUUGUUAAAAAAGGUCGAGCAAGCACUACAGAUCAAAGAUAAUGAGUCAAUUCUCGACACAAAACUUGGACUAGAUUAUUCACAAAGGGUCAAUGUGCAUUCAAACAAUCUCAAUAGCUCAAGCACAGUCGGUUCAUCUGAUGAUUCUGUAGAUGGUAUCGAUUCCAUUCUAAGCCAAAUCCAGCAAGCAAUUGGCUGUGAUGGUAGUUCUUUACAAAACUCGAGUCAUUCCAUACCUCAAAUAGAAAACACACAUCGAAAUCAAUCUUUAUUAUCUCAAGAAUCACAUGCGCAGCGCAUUCCAUCAUUACCAGUUAAUACUAAAAGUAACUACAAAAACGACGCGACUUCAAUAUUUCGUGUCCCACAUAUCGAGUACAAUUCUUUAGUUGAGGAAGAUUCACUCUUAGAGCGAGCAUCAGAUCCCAUAAUGCAAAGAUAUCUUGGCCCCAACUAUCUUCAGCCACAUAAUAAUCAAAAACGUACACCGUAUCCAUCCCAUCUGGACAGCUCAAGACAAGCAAAUGGCACUCCAAGUCAUUUUUCGUCAUCUAGACGUGUAAACAACCGGUUAAACAAUAUAUAUGGCAACAAUGUUUUAAACGAUAGUCAGUCUUCAUCUAACAGUACUAUAUGUGAUGCAUCGACGUCUAAUUUUGAAGAUCAGCUGUCUAUGGCAAGUUUAGAGUAUUUAUUGCGCUAUUCUUUGCAGAAUCCAGAACCUACCGAUUCAGAGCCAACAAGAGUGCUUGACCUUGCUCAUAUCCACAGUCUUCCAAAGCUACGAUGA
Batrachochytrium dendrobatidis JAM81 is the source of this 1686-nucleotide messenger RNA. RefSeq lists its product as uncharacterized. The transcript has 4 exons. The record is from RefSeq and is a predicted model, not a curated record. NCBI's taxonomy places the organism in Eukaryota, Fungi, Chytridiomycota, Chytridiomycetes, Rhizophydiales. The coding region runs from base 1 to 1686 and encodes 561 amino acids.